Messenger RNA from Electrophorus electricus (electric eel), 3285 nucleotides. It is a transcript of the gene agmo, whose product is annotated as alkylglycerol monooxygenase. The record is from RefSeq and is a predicted model, not a curated record. NCBI's taxonomy places the organism in Eukaryota, Metazoa, Chordata, Actinopteri, Gymnotiformes, Gymnotidae. Gene Ontology annotation, cellular component: endoplasmic reticulum. Gene Ontology annotation, biological process: lipid biosynthetic process. Gene Ontology annotation, molecular function: glyceryl-ether monooxygenase activity; iron ion binding.
CUCACACACACUCUCGUUCGCGAGACCUCGUCAUUUGCAGCCUUCGCAAGCUGACACGCUGUGCAGUGUAGUAUGGCUCGAGCGGAACCCAGCGAUGUUACUUUUUCUCAAGGUGGUCGCAUGCUGUUCUACCUCGUGUCGCCGAAUGAAACCUCAUUUUCAGACGUAGGCGCCGUGCCCCGAUACGUGGAGCAGGCUACACCUUUCUUUGUCGGGCUGUUGUUGUUGGAGGUGUUUGUGGGUUGGCUGAAGACCGGAAACCUUCUCUUCAAAGUCAAUGAUGGAACCACGUCUCUCUCAGCGGGGAUGAUAUCUCGUCUGCCUAAUCUCUUCGUGAGAAGUCUGGAGGUGUCCAGUUACAUCUAUGUUUGGAACAACUUCCGCAUACUGGAGCUGCCCUGGGACUCUGCUUGGACGUGGUGGCUGGCAUUUCUUGGUGUAGACUUUGGAUACUACUGGGUCCAUCGAUGCAGCCAUGAACUGAAUAUCCUGUGGGCUGCUCAUCAGGUCCACCACAGCUCUGAGUACUACAACCUGAGUACCGCGCUGCGUCAAUCUGUGACCCAGCAGUGUGCUUCCUGGGUGUUCUACCUUCCAAUGGCAUUGCUUGUCCCACCCUCUGUCUUUGCUGUGCAUAUUCAGUUUAACCUCUUGUAUCAGUUCUGGAUUCACACUGAGCUUAUCAGUGAUCUUGGUCCGCUGGAGUGGAUCCUUAACACUCCUAGUCAUCAUAGAGUUCAUCACGGGCGAAACCUGUACUGUAUUGAUAAGAAUUACGGAGGAACUCUUAUUAUUUGGGACCGGUUGUUUGGAACCUUUGCUCCAGAAGGUGACAAAGUUGUCUACGGACUCACACAUCCCAUCAACACAUUUGAAAUCUUGUAUGUUCAGUUCCACUAUUACACAUACCUGUGGCAGCAGUUCGUCAACGCCAACGGCAUCGCACACAAGCUGUCCGUCAUCUUUAAAGGCCCAAGCUGGGAGCCAGGAAAACCCAGACUGGGCGAUCACGAGAACGUGCCCAAGAUCACGGGUAAGGAAGUGGCACACGAUCCAAAAUGGUCACCUGCGCUGCAAGCAUACGUUCACGCCCACUUCCUGCUUCUGCUGUGCGUCUACAACGACGUGUUUGACACGCAAUACAUGCUGUCACAGACGACUUUGCUGCUCAUGGCCGGCUACAUAUUACUGACGCUCACCUGCCUUGGUUGCAUCAUAGACCAAAGGCCGGCUGUGGCCCUGCUGGAGACGGCACGCUGUGUGUUCAUGAUAGGAUUGCACAGCUUGGGCUUUAUCAACCCUGGAGCUUCACUGCUGGCCCUGGCAACUCGGUUUGUAAGAAGAAUGAGAUGCAGUCCUGAAGAAAUGGCUGUCACUGGAACGCUGUGUGUGGGAGAGCAGAGAGCCUGAUGGGACGCCCUGAAUCCCCACACUCAGCCAUCAGCUACGUUCAAAGACGUCGAGAGGAAAGGGAUUGAUUUUUUUUUCACUUUCUCCUAAAUUUUGUGCCCUGGGUCGGCAGGGGGUUCUCUUCAUGGCAGCUGUUUCAAUCGAGGGGCUGAGGAAAAAAAACCCUGAUCAUAAGAGCUUGUUUUAGCUGCUGGCAGAGGGGAAGAGUUUCUUGAGUUUCUUGAGGAAAUGUGAUAUUUUUUUCCCUCAACUUUUUUUUUCUUUUAGUUCUACUUGCCAUUUCACUCACACAUACUUUUCUUUGAAAACCUUAAGAAUGGAAAAAGUAUCACAUUUCCACAUUUCGAAUUUUUUUAAUCUCAGUCUUCCAUGCUCAUAAUUUAUAACCAGCUUUCUUGGUUGUUCUUUCUCUUACGUGCAAUUAACAGUUCUCCAGUUCAGCCACAUUCAGCCUGACUCCUUGUUCUUCAGUUUGACUGAAACUACUAAGCCGGAGACUGCAUGGAAAACAUUCGCUGUGAACAUAAUCUCAGUUGUUUUUCCCUCAUAUGACUCUGGCAACAUAUAUAAUGUAUGCAGAAACACAUAUGCACCCAGACUAGCAGCUCCAGCGUCUGAACCUCUAGCCUGGAGGGUCAGAGGACGAGAGAUGGGUGGUUGCCAGAAGAGCCGCGAGCAUCCUGUGUUGGGUAUGGAGCUGUGAAUGCCCGCGAUGUGGGCCUGAUUAAUUAGCCUGCGUGGAGACGCCGUACCUCCUGUUUACUCCCCGUGUCAAUACUCAUCAUCGCUGGCUGCAGCCCCAGUGAAGAAUCACAAACACCCUGUCUGUUAACUCCCAUACAUAUGCAUAGACCUGGAGCUGUUUUUCAGCACUGCGGAACAUAUAUCAGGGCUGUUACGGGCUGUCGGUGGAAGGGGCUGUUGUGGGUUACUGUGGCUUUUUGCUUUUAUUUUGCUUUUGUUUGUUUUGUUUUGUUUUAUCAGCCCCCUUUGUUUGCACGGUCAAAAAAAUAUAUAUCUAAAAAAUUAUUGUUGUCAUCCAUAACCAAUAAUAUAUGUAUAAUAAAUUUACAACGUUUUAUAUAUAUAUAUAGUGAGAGAGAGAGAUUGAAAAUUGUAGUAAAGUACAGAUAUAUAUACACACACAUGCACAUAUAUAAAGGAAGAUUCCAGGUGAGUAUCUCUAUCUCACACAAUAUAUGUCUUAUGUCAUAUACAGCAGGUUCAGUGUGUACUCCAUUACAUUAUUUUCUUGCAUGUGCUCUGGUUUGUUGUUUGUUUGUUUUGUUUUUUUAACACAAAACACCACCACUGCAUCUUUUUUAAUUUAUUUUUUUAACACAAAACUCCUCCCACUGCCUCGGCUGCCAGUGGAACCUGUGGAGGUGCCAGCAUGUCUCCAUGCUCUGCUCAGAGUGGAGGCCUCACCUCCACCUCCCUGUCACCGGGCUCACACUCCACCCCUAUGCUUCCGUUCGUCCCGUUUACGCGCCCUAAGGUUGUUGUUACAGACCCUCCAAAACUGUGUCAGGGGAUCAAAUACCCAAGCAAACACUGGUUAGCCAGAUCAGAGCCUAGUGUGCACAUUUAAUGUUGACACUGGAUUUAAUGUUGAUACUGGAUUUAGCAUUUAAACUGGAUUUAAUGUUGACACUGGAUUUAGAGUUGACAUUGAAUUUAAUGUUGACACUGGAUUUAAUGUUGACACUGGAUUUAGUGUUGAUACUGGAUUUAAUGUUGACACCGGAUUUUGGUAAGGCUUUUUUGGUACUGCCUUGUGGCACUGAAUGUUAAAAAGAAAUAAAAGUGGAAUUGAACUGUAUUAUGUUAAAUUGAAUUGAAUAAAAUUCAAACUUGCAUUUGAGUGAACUGUAA